CAUACAUUGACCCAUGCGCCAUGAAUUGGACAACGGGAUCCCACAGGUCCGCAAAGCAUAAAAUGGAGCUUCAAAAGCAACGGGAGUUUUUCAGUCGGAAGAGGCUAAAGCAACAGUUUUCCACGCCGGUGUGCAGCAAAUGGAAGAAAAAGUUUCCAAGCACGCCGAGCUCUGGGAAUUCUCGUAGCGAGGAUACCGCCUCUAUGAGAAAUGCAGAGUUUGGGGGUGUUUCGAUGGAUCUGAUUGCUCUGGGAGCUAUUGAGGGGUUCCCUUUUAGGCGCAAAAUCAAGAAGCAACGGAUUGAUUCUCCGGAGCGGGAUCUGACCCUUACUGAGGAUCCAAUCGAGCACGAGUUCAGGUCGAACAAUACUGUGGACGAAGAGAGUUGUCGUGUAUCAACUCGUGAAAGCUCAUCCCCUCCGGUAUCUCCACGGCGCAUGUCAGAUGACGAGCCUGAGUCUGGGUCGAAAAAUGCUGUGGAUGAGGGGAGCUGCCGUGCGUCAACUCAUUUCAACUCACCCCCGCCGACAUCUCCACGGCGCAUAUCAGAUGGAGAUCCUACUGCAUUAUCAGCACGACCAAUUUCGCCAGCUGGAUCAGAAGACCUUGCAUUGCGAGAGUCACGAGAUUGGGAGCGUUUUCUGAACACCGAAGAACAUCAAAAUGCUGUUGAACGUAUCAAUUUCAAGCAAGAAGACGAUACUGAUUCGAUUGUGACCGAGUCGCAAAUGCCAGACUCUCCAUUGAAUGUGUCGACAGAAUCGGUACCAUUGGAAGAUGAUAACGAUGGCCGCCUCGAAGAACGUUCCUCUUAACCAAGCAUCUUCCGCAUUUGGAGUCCAUAGCACUUGUAGCACUAAUCUGCCCAUCCGCAGCUACUUUAUACUUUGAUUUUCUGUAUUCAUGUCCCAUCAAAAAAAUUCAUAGGUCAUGUUUGCCUUGCGUCGCUCCCAAUCUGCGCACAACAUAGGGAGAUUCAUUAUCCAUGCUUUUUGGAUGUUCUAUUGGCCUCAUCAUGGCAUCUAAAACUCAUUGUCCGAUACAAUAAUUCAUCGUAAUCUCAAAGUAUCAUUGAAAUCCCAAAUAUCAAAUAACUCUAAGAAAUCUAGCCG
Spizellomyces punctatus DAOM BR117 is the source of this 1112-nucleotide messenger RNA. RefSeq lists its product as hypothetical. The record is from RefSeq and is a predicted model, not a curated record. Lineage: Eukaryota; Fungi; Chytridiomycota; Chytridiomycetes; Spizellomycetales; Spizellomycetaceae. The transcript has 4 exons. Bases 21 to 815 code for a protein of 264 amino acids.